UCCUCUCUCGGAACUCCUCCAGUCUGCGGCGGUACUUUCUGAUGGCUCUCUGCAGCUCUGCGACCUGCUGCUGCAAUCAACAUCAAUUAGUCUGCUAGCAACGAGGUAAAAUGGCAACACUGAAGACAUACCUGACUGGCAAAGAUGGAGCGGAUUAUCCUCUUGUGCCUGGUUUCCACCUGUCUCUCGGCCGUACAGGCUCAGAAAUAUUUGUUCAGCCCAAAAUGGGGCCCAGCUGGCUAUAAAGAACGUGAAGAUCGUGAUGGGACAGCGAUGGAUGAAAUCAUUAAAGCUAAUGAGUUCCAAGCUUCCCGAAUCAUAGACGGCACUACCAGUCUCCGAGAGGGAGACAUUGCUGUUUCUUCUGGAAGGCGCUCCAAAGUCUGCUUCGCCCGCAGCUGCCUCUGGUCUAAAUCGGUGGAUGGACAUGUCUAUGUUGCAUAUAGGCUCUCUGCUGAAUACAGUGAAAUGGAGACAAAGGUGAUAAAGAAAGGGAUGGAAAGCGUAGAGAAAGGUACCUGUGUGCGGUUUGUUCCCCGGACUCACCAGCGAGACUACGUCGACAUCCAGCCGAAGUCUGGGUGUUGGUCCUACCUCGGUGCGCGUGGUGGAAGACAGACCGUGUCUCUUCAGACCCCUGGCUGCCUCCGGACUGGAGUGAUCUCCCAUGAAUUCAUGCAUGCUCUAGGCUUUGUGCACGAGCAGUCUCGCUUUGACCGGGACAACUAUGUCACCAUCAUGUGGCCAAACAUAUGGAGGGAUCGGUUGAGGAACUUUGAGAAAUUCAAGACUGACAGUCUGGACCUACCAUAUGACUAUGGCUCAAUCAUGCACUUUGGGAUGUAUGCCUACUCUCAGGACGGGGAGCCAACCAUCGUUCCUAAGAGCGGCCAGAACAUGAAGGACAUAAAGCUGGGUCAGGCAUCGACUCUCAGCCACCUUGACAAGCAGAAAAUCAACAAGCUCUAUAAAUGUGGUGGCAAGGAUGAUUACUAACCAAGCUUAAUUGAGGUGAAAUGGAAGCUUAUAUAAUAAACUGAUUUUAAAUCAUGGAAAUCAUUUCAAUAAAGAUUGAUUCAAUCUUUCUAUCAGCA
Sebastes umbrosus (honeycomb rockfish) is the source of this 1094-nucleotide messenger RNA. RefSeq names its product low choriolytic enzyme (gene hce2l2). NCBI's taxonomy places the organism in Eukaryota, Metazoa, Chordata, Actinopteri, Perciformes, Sebastidae. The transcript has 10 exons. Gene Ontology annotation, biological process: proteolysis. The record is from RefSeq and is a predicted model, not a curated record. Bases 145 to 996 code for a protein of 283 amino acids. Gene Ontology annotation, molecular function: metalloendopeptidase activity; zinc ion binding.